Messenger RNA from Plutella xylostella (diamondback moth), 2196 nucleotides. The record is from RefSeq and is a predicted model, not a curated record. Lineage: Eukaryota; Metazoa; Arthropoda; Insecta; Lepidoptera; Plutellidae.
GAUGUCAGCCUCUGGAGUCCCUAUGUGAGAUGUCCCAAAAUAAAUAUUAUUAUUAUAAAUGAUCCCAACUCUAAUUCGAAUCCAAUUUUUUUUCAUAGCUGUCUCUACAAACACAUCCACAAUCACCUUUUUAUCCCCUGACUCAUACGAGCGAGACCGAUCGGACGGCUAUUGGGUUAAACGUUUAUAGAAAACUUGCCCGAAUCGAUGGGGGUCAAGUGAUCAAGUCGAUUGGCGACCUCCGAACCCAGAGCUCAAUGGGCACAGCUGACUCCGCCAUUCAGCCAGUCCCUCGCUGCCUGCGUCGCUCGGCGCUCGCAAAACAUUCGUCGCGUCACUCGCGCCACAGCUGGCUGCGUAAACUUGUGCCUUUGCCUUUAUUUAUUUUUUCUAAACUCGCGCUGCGUUUCGGCGGGAACAUUUGACAUUUAUUAAUUUAGACUUGAUUUUAUUUUGCUGACUCUUGUUAAAAACAUUUAUUUAUGUUUAAAUUGCGUGUGAAAUGUGGUUUUAGUGAAUAAAAUUGGUUGUAAAAUAAACAAACAGAACUGUUCAGUGAUCCCUAAUGAUGACGUCGCUAUACAACGAGGGCAAGUCCGUGAUCCGCCCUAUCGCGUUCAAGCCGCUGGGCGGCCGGCUGUCGGCGGGCGGCGAGCGCUACGGCUCCACGCCUGUGCUGGCCAGCCGCCCGCCUUCGCACAUGACUCUUUAUGGCAGCUCAUCCGACGUCCGCGAGGCGCGCUGGUGCGGGUCGCCGCAGCCCGCGUCGCUGUCCGCGCUCCCUCCCGCCCCGCUCCCCGCGCCGCUGCACCACAGACACCACUCUGCUAUUGUCAGCAAGUCCCACUCUCUCCUCUCCACUCACGAGUGCAAGGAGCCGGCCGCGCCGUCGCCCGCGGAUUCGGGGGUGGCCGAGCUAGGCGAGCCCACGCCAAGGCACCAGGAGCAUCAUGACUACAGCACAACAGACCGUCUCCGAGCCCACGAGGUGCGAGUGCGGGCGUCGCGCGGGCUCACGCUACAGAGCUACGCCACCCGCGGCCCUCGCGACGGCGAGAGAGAAGCGGAGAUGGCCCGGCUGAGGAGAGAUAGGGCGCUGCUGAGACAGAGACUCGAGGAUACCGAGUGGAGCUUGUGCCAGAGGGCUGGGGAGAUAUCGCUGCUGAAGACUCAGUUGAAGGAUGCCCAGAACGAGCAAACAGCAAAAGGCCACGAGUACCUCACGCUGAAGGCAGACUGUCGCCAGCUGAGGGAAGCUCUCGACAAGAAAGAGAAAGAAAUCACGAGACUCCGAACAGAGUCCGAAGAGAAAGACAAGACCGUCAAACGACUGCAAGCAGAAGUGGACCGACUCACCAACGAUCUCAUGGAAAGCGUCUCCGACUUAUCCAAGACUAAGGAAUCCGGCAAAAUCGAAGUCGAACGACUGAAAACUGAACUGAAGGAACUAAGACAAGAAUUAUCCGAUGUAUCUCUCAGUAACUAUGAAGGCAUACAGUGUGGGAGAACUAUGAGGGGCAUUUACGAAGUGUGCAAAAGCAACGAGUACCAUUGGACGCCGACAGACAGUGCGUUAGAAGACGCGGAAGUACAAAGACUGAACGGAGAACUCCCUGACUCUUGCCACGAGCCGUGCCAAGCCACCGCCAUGGUGGAAAGACUCAAAUGCGAGUUGGAAGCGAAAGACACACAGUUCAACAGCGAACGGAGAAAAUGGUCGGAGGAAAAGGACAAAGUGCUGAGAUACCAGAAGCAGUUACAACUGAAUUACGUGCAGAUGUUCAGGAAAUCUCGCACUUUAGAGGCUGAGGUUGACAGUUUGAGGUUGGAGCUAGAACUUUGCAAUAAGAACGGCAAAAACGUCAAACACGGGAAAGCUAUAGAGUUGUAAACCCAAACAAGACUAUAUUCUUGCAUUUUGUAAAUACAUUUAGGCGUUAUUUAGUUAGGGUAAUUCGAUUUAGGUCCAUUGAUGACUUGUUUCUUGAUGAAUAGAUAAUUGAGCUUCUAAUAGUUCGUAUAAUACUCAGGGUUAAGUUAUUUUCGUCAAACAAUGGCUUAAAUUAUUGUACAUUACAUUUUAUGAUUACGUAAUUAUUCUAAUACCGUACCUUGUAUUUCUUAUAGAUGAUUUUAUUGAAAUAAUUUCUAAGUUAUUGUAGAUAAGAGUAAAUAAAAAUAUUUUGAGAAAUAAUA